This is a messenger RNA of Anopheles arabiensis, 637 nucleotides long. RefSeq lists its product as uncharacterized. The coding region runs from base 130 to 321 and encodes 63 amino acids. The record is from RefSeq and is a predicted model, not a curated record. NCBI's taxonomy places the organism in Eukaryota, Metazoa, Arthropoda, Insecta, Diptera, Culicidae. The transcript is spliced from 2 exons.
GUACUGCAUCAUUCACAGUACUUAGUGCAACGUGCGAUCAUCUGCGCAGCAGCUCAGGACAGAGCCCAACCCGGUACUGCCGACGGCCAAAACAAAAUUUAAAAAAUCGGAAAUUCAACAUCCUCAAAGAUGAAGCUCCUAAUUGUGUCUUUUGCCCUGUUCGUUUUGGCUGUGGCACUCGUGUCCGCUCUGCCCGCCGUCAACGAUGAGUCAAUUCUCGGUGGCGACGUGUACGAGGCGGAAGUAGACAGCUUCAACCCACAAGACCCACAAGCCUUCCUGAAGCUGAAGAAGUUGAAGAAACUGCUCUUCCUGGGUUAGAUCACGUACCGCGGCACUGCCGUUGUGUGCGGAAUGAGCUGGUGAUGGAAAGAUCGGUCUAUCGCCAGUGCCUUCUUCACAAAGCCAUACAUUCAAAUCCCGCCAGCAGAAUUGCACCGCAAAACAUUCCAUUCUACGUCCAUUCUACGCUUGUAUGCUGGUGUGCAUGCAUUGUGGCAUACUAUCCAUUUCAUUGCAAGAUCAUCGUGAAGGGUCAGAUCUAGAGUCAGUUUUACUAUUUUGUAUACAAUUGCACCCACCUGUACGAGAAACGAAUUAUUUUUUAAAUAUAAUUGUACUUUUUUGUUGAUAGCGA